AUGAGCGGCUCCGGCUCCGUCCCGGCCACGCCGGACAGCGUAACCGAUGGCACUCGGGAGCUUGCCAUGCAGGCGUCGCCAUACUCGGAAGACUCGUCAGUGGCCGGCACGCCCAACGGCGACGAAGUGGGCGACUCCCCCAAGCGACUUCCGUCAUUGAACACUUUUGCCGACCCCCGGAACAUGAACCCCAGCUCGACUGCCCUGGGCAUCUUGGGCAAGGCGAGGCAUCCCCCGCAGCCAACCUCCUCAUUCGUCGGGGGCGUUGGGGCCAUGGAAAACAGCGUCAUGGCCAAGGCGCGCGCUCUGCAUCAGCAGCGGAUGCAAAAGGGCAUGGCCGCGUCAGGCAGCUCGCCCGUCUCACCGAUGCCCUCGCCGGGAGCUGCUGGAGUAGCCGGCUUCCCUAACCUGCGCAUGCCCCCAGCCAUGCAGCGCCCCGGUGCCGUGCCGCACCCUAGAUCCGCCCCCGUCAUCCCGAAACCGUCUCUUAGUGAAAGACGAGCCAACAUGGGCAUGGGGAUGAAGCUCUCGGACAUUGGCGGUGGCGGCAACGCCAGUCCUACAGGUGGACUGCGCCGAGCCGGUGCUCCCUCGCUCGCGGGGAUUUCUGUAAAUGGCCCGAGCGUUCCCAACGGCAAACCCUCGCUGGGAUCUCAGCUGGACGACUUCAAGAAGUACAUUGAUGCGGAGAAGGGCUGGAUCACGUUUGACGGUGCUGCCACGAUUACUCGUACGGGAGUCGAAUUCACCAACGGCCAGACCUUCAGCAUAUCCCUCGAUGAGGUGGAGAUUCUGGACGAGCUCGGCAAGGGCAACUACGGCACGGUGUACAAGGUCAAGCAUGCGAAGCCGGCCGUGCCGCGCUUUGGGCAAGGAUUGUCCGGAGCCAAGCUGGCACCGCAUCCGCACCGCAGUCAAUCGGACUCGGCGGUCCUGGACGCCGCCUCGCUUGACGGCCGGACCGGCAAGAUCAUGGCCAUGAAGGAAAUUCGACUCGAGCUCGACGACGCCAAGUUCACCACCAUCCUCAAGGAGCUAGUCAUUCUCCACGAGUGCGUGUCUCCCUACAUCAUCGACUUCUAUGGAGCCUUCUUCCAAGAAGGCGCGGUGUACAUGUGCAUUGAGUACAUGGACGGCGGCUCCAUCGACAAACUCUACGCCGGCGGCAUACCCGAAAACGUGCUCAAGAAGAUCACCUUCUCGGCCAUCAUGGGCCUCAAGUCGCUCAAGGACGAGCACAACAUCAUCCACCGCGACGUGAAGCCGACGAACAUCCUGGCCAACACGCGCGGCCAGGUCAAGAUUUGCGACUUUGGCGUCAGCGGAAACCUCGUGGCCAGCAUAGCGAAAACAAACAUUGGAUGCCAGAGCUACAUGGCUCCUGAGCGGAUAUCCGGUGGCGCCAUGGCGCCAGGCACCUCGGACGGCACCUACAGCGUCCAGAGUGACGUCUGGAGCUUGGGCCUGACAAUCAUUGAGUGCGCCAUGGGCCAGUAUCCAUACCCGCCCGAGGCCUCGUCCACCAUUUUUAGCCAGCUGAAUGCGAUUGUGGAAGGCGAGCCUCCGGCCAUGCCCGAAGAAGGUUACAGCGAUCUAGCAAAGGACUUUGUCAAGGGCUGUCUGCACAAGAUCCCCAAAAUGCGCCCGACAUACGCUGCACUGCUCAAGCAUCCCUGGAUCCAGUCACUGUCAAAACCCGAGACGAUCGAUGAAGUUGCGGAAGAAGGCGAGGCCGCAGACAAGGUGGCCGAGGCGGUGGGCCACAUGGAUCUCAGCUCGGGCACUGAAGAUGCCGAGGUCGCUGAAUGGGUCAAGUCUGUUCUGAAGAAGAACGCAGAGGGGCAGAAUGGGGACGGUCCUACCAAGCCGGCACUCCAUGCCGCGCCGCUGGACAGCGUCAGCCCCUUGGGAAGUCCGAUUCUGCACCAAGGCCGAUGA
Molecule: messenger RNA, 1938 nt
Organism: Trichoderma reesei QM6a
Lineage: Eukaryota; Fungi; Ascomycota; Sordariomycetes; Hypocreales; Hypocreaceae
Product: map kinase
Exons: 2
Coding region: 1-1938 (645 amino acids)
Biological process (GO): MAPK cascade; protein phosphorylation; cellular hyperosmotic response
Molecular function (GO): ATP binding; MAP kinase kinase activity
Source: RefSeq, a predicted model, not a curated record